AUGGCUACGGAGCCAAACCAGCUGGUUAUAAGACAGACUGCGAGUCAUCAUCAGUCGCCCAGGACGGGAAGCCCUGCUCCGUUCCUUUGUAAGACAUACGAUCUCCUCGAGGAAGAGGAAGAAGAAGAAUUAGAUCAUGAUAACUCCUGCUGUAAUAAAAGAGUUGUGUCGUGGAACGGUGAGGGGAACAGCUUUGUUGUUUGGUCUCCUGAAGACUUCUCUCAGUUCAUCUUGCCCAGAUAUUUCAAGCACAAAAACUUCUCCAGCUUCAUUCGCCAGCUUAACACCUACGGUUUCAAGAAAUCAGCCACAGACAGAUGGGAAUUCCACCACGACAAGUUCCAAAAGGGACGUAGGGACUUGCUUGUGGAGAUCACUAGGAAAAAGUGCGAGCCCAGUGUCUUUCCAGCCUUCCUCGAAGCUUCUAAAAGGGAUUAUAAGGUCACUGCUGCAUCAGUUGACGAAAACAAACAUCUGCUGCUAGAGGAGAACAAGAACCUAAGGAAAGAGAACUCUGAAUUGCUGAUGCAGAUUUCACAUUUCAAAGCCCUAGAGACCAAGCUACUGGACUGCCUUUUUCAGCACACGGGUAGUCACAAUAAAACUAGAGAGUUUGUUAGAAGCUAGAAAAUGAAGAAAGCAGGAAGAGAGAUGAGGGGAUCGAUUAACAUGCACAGGGUCUGUGUUGUCUUUAUAAACUCUAAUCAGGCUAAACCCAUGCAUUAAGAUAUUAUGUUUUGUAAAGCAACAAACGUAGUAAGAAUAACUAGACCGCCAUUGUAGAAAGCUGCAUGGCUUAGGAAAAAUAGAUCUAAAGCAUAAUUUGAACGUUCUUGUGAUGCAACCAAUUGAACCACC
This is a messenger RNA of Nelumbo nucifera (sacred lotus), 858 nucleotides long. RefSeq names its product heat stress transcription factor A-2e-like. Gene Ontology annotation, molecular function: RNA polymerase II cis-regulatory region sequence-specific DNA binding; DNA-binding transcription factor activity. Gene Ontology annotation, biological process: regulation of transcription by RNA polymerase II. The record is from RefSeq and is a predicted model, not a curated record. Gene Ontology annotation, cellular component: nucleus. NCBI's taxonomy places the organism in Eukaryota, Viridiplantae, Streptophyta, Magnoliopsida, Proteales, Nelumbonaceae.